UGACCGGCGACCAAUAGGAAGCGUCUCCUCGAGAGCGGCUUGAUUGUUGUGUUGUUGCUGUCGCUGAUGUCCGUGUGUUGAGCGUAAGAUAACGCGUUGUUUUUGCGUUUUAGCGUCUUUAAAACCACCAGGAUGAGUCUGUCUAUAAGGGCCGAGCGCAGGAAGAGGAAGGAGCUCACGGAGGAUCAGAAACACGAAAUCAAAGAAGCCUUCGAGUUGUUCGACACCGACAAAGACAAAGAAAUCGACUACCACGAGCUGAAGGUGGCGAUGCGCGCGCUCGGCUUCGAGGUGAAGAAGGUGGACGUCCUGAAGAUCCUCAGGGACUACGACCGGGACGGGACCGGAAAGAUCUCCUUCCAGGACUUCAACGAAGUCGUGACGGACCGCAUCCUGGAGCGGGACCCCAGGGAGGAGAUCCUGAAGGCCUUCAGGCUGUUCGACGACGACGAGUCCGGGCGGAUCAGCCUGAGGAACCUGAGGCGGGUCGCCCGGGAGCUCGGGGAGGACGUCAGCGACGAGGAGCUGCGAGGGAUGAUCGACGAGUUCGACCACGACGGAGACGGAGAGAUAAACCAGGACGAGUUCCUGUCCAUCAUGACUGGAGACUCCUGACCUCUGACCCUCUGUGACUGGAGGGAAGCGAGGACCGCCGACUGACCUUCUGCCUCGGUCGGUGUCUCCUGGGGAUUCUGAGCGUUCCCUGGAGGAGGAGUCCAAGUUCAGUUAUCUGCUAUGUCAAUGUUUGAGUGUUCCAUUUUGUACAAAAAUAAACCAGGAAGUCUUUCCUUCACACUUUA
Gasterosteus aculeatus aculeatus (three-spined stickleback) is the source of this 800-nucleotide messenger RNA. RefSeq names its product centrin 3 (gene cetn3). Gene Ontology annotation, molecular function: calcium ion binding. The record is from RefSeq and is a predicted model, not a curated record. Lineage: Eukaryota; Metazoa; Chordata; Actinopteri; Perciformes; Gasterosteidae. Gene Ontology annotation, cellular component: myosin II complex.